UAACGCCGUCCCACAGCAAGCGCCGCGUACGACUGCACGAGCGCCGCGACGAUCAGAAGCGCCGCGGUCGGACGAGCUGACAGGAGAUGUCAAGAAUCGGCGAACCUAACCAGCACCGUCAUCAUCGUCGGCAGAUUGUGAAGAGGAAGGAAAAGUUCACGUUUAUUGGGCAGGAAUUUGGAGAAUUUUCUGCAAUUUCUUUAUUAAACUAAGUUAGCUAUUUUUUAUUUUUCCGCAUUUAUUGCCUCAAUUUGUAGUAAGUAACACCAUAAAGAAUGAAAUUUCCUUAACUUAAUUGCCGAACACUUACAGCUUAAAUCUACUCUGAACGCACAGAAGAAGUAGGAAUGGUUAGCACAAACCGUAAUUUGAAGGUUAAUUAAGCGUGAGUAGGAAUUUGCGCAAGAUAUAUGUACCAAACUCAUUUUUUGUACGAUUUGCAGUAAACCAUCCUGCACUGUGAGUUCAAAACUCGAUUGUUGGUUAUAGUUAGGAGUUCGGACCAAAUUUCUUUUAGCGCAUUCUCAUCCAACCCCCGGAUUUGUCGCUCAAAAGACCCGAAUUACUCCCACGCCAACAAAAUCUAAAAGAAAUUUGUCGAUAUGGCCCAUGUAACGACCGCAGAGUGGGGAUUUCACUGCCAGGCCUGCUUCUGGCCGGACACCACGGACAUGGUGAACUGUGCCCACUGCCUAACCUGGUGGCACACUUGCUGCGCUGGCGUCGACGAGACAGUUCCUGUCGAGGAGCGCUCAUUCACCUGUCCUCGCUGCCAAAACCCUUCGUUUACCGUUCCCAAAGGGAAGAAGCCGUCCUCUAAGGCCAGCUCUGGAACGUCAUCCACCUCCGACGCACGGGCGCGGAGGGCUCGCCUACGUCUGGAGAAACUCGAGGCCCAAAGGCUCCUCAUGGAAAAGCAUCUGGAGCAGGCACGUCGAGAGCAGCAGAUUCGGCAUGAGCAGGAGAAGUUGCAGCAGGAGGCGGAAAUCGAUCGCGCCAAGCUGGAGAUCGAACAAACCAUCCUAGAGGAAACCUUCCGGGCACGGGAGGAAGAGCUGGACGAUGAGGUCGCGGAUGAUCGUAGCGUCGGGUCGGAGCAAAGCAGCAAAAGCAAAGUGGAACAGUGGCAAAAGCAGCAACAGUUUGCUGCUCGAACGUCAACGCUGACCGAGCAAGGAGCAAACAAUAACACUACUGGUCAAUACGACGAAUCAGCCGGACAAGACGUCCUGGGACGGGCUCUCCAAGGCAUUUCGCUGGAUCAGUCAACACUCGAAGUGGGAUUGGGUGGAAUGAUCGACAGAACGUCGAGCACUUUGGGAACCAUUUACGAGGUAGACCCGUAUGAUAACCCCGGGUACACCAACUGGCAACAAGCCGGCCCAAGCCACGGUAGCGCUUUGGCAGGUUCUGCUCACCUGACUCACUCAACGCCCUUUCCGUUUUCCAAUUCCCUGUUGUACCAAAAGACCCUGACGGUCCGUCAAAGUCAAUCUGGAAUGGUCUACGGGAGUGUCAGCAGCUACCAAGUAAACAACGCGAGUGGUUUAAAGGCAAAUGGGAACAAUGGAACGACGACAGGAUCGCCAGGAGUGAACCCGACGCCCAGGCCGGAAUCGCUGCCUCCGUAUCCACCGCCGCCUGUUCCCCCGGCACCAAGGCCGCAGCCGCCAGGACCAACGCCACGCCCACCUGGGCCGUUCCCGCGUCCGCAAGGCCCAUUCCCGCGUCCGCAAGGCCCGUUCCCGCGUCCGCAAGGUCCGUUUCCGCCGGGUUUCCAACCACGACCGCCGUUCCCGUUUCCACGUCCGCCAGUGCCAAGGAUUCGCCCUCCUGGGCCAACACCAGCACCCGAACCAGCACCGGUGCCGCCAAACCCACAGAGGGAUCCGGAGCCAGUGCCGCCAAAUCCGCAGAGGAAUCCGGAGCCCGCGCCGCCAGACAACGCGCCAGAAUACCAACCUGAACAGGAGCAACAACCAAUUCCGCCAGUAUUGGGGCCUACGCCGCAACAGCUGGCCGCAAGGCAUGUAAUGCCGAGAGGGUUGCCCAAGUUCAGCGGUAAUCCCGAGGAUUGGCCACUUUUCGUCAGCUGCUACAACAACUCAACCCAGACUUGCGGCUACUCCGAUGCAGAGAACUUAGCGCGGCUGCAGGACUGUCUAGAAGGACAUGCGCGGGAGAUGGUGGUAGGCCGCCUUCGACUUCCGGCAUCCGUUCCACAUGUCCUCGCCACACUCGAGACUCUGUACGGCCGCCCGGAACUAUUGAUCCAGACGCUGUUGCAGAAACUUCGGUCGACUCCUGGACCGAAACCGAACCGACUAGAAACUCUUAUCGCGUUCGGAAUGGUGGUGCAGAGCUUGAGCGAUCACUUGGAGGAUACGGGACAGGAUGCUCAUCUGAACAAUCCCACGCUGCUGUUCGAGAUGGUGGAAAAGUUGCCGGACAACAUGAAGCUGGACUGGUCACUUUACAAAAACCGCUUUGCGGUAGUAAACGUGCUCACUUUCGCGCAAUACAUGAACACCCUGGUCCGGGCCGCGACGGAUGUCACGCCGUACAAUGUACCGAAACCGUCGGAACACCGCGAUAGGCAGGAGAAAGGCGGUAAGGAGAAACACUUCUGCGGAGCACAUGCCGCGGAAAAGUGUUCCUCGCCGAAAACUCCAGCGAAGAAAGUCGAGGUCAAGCAAAACAACUCCGGGGGCCCAGCCUGCCUAGUCUGCAAAGACCCGAAGCAUCGGGUUAAGGAUUGUCCGGAGUUCGCCAAGAAGAGUGUCGACGAUCGCUGGAAAGUCAUCGAACAGCACGAACUCUGUCGCUGCUGUCUCGGUGCUCACGGCCGGCGGCCCUGCAAGCUGAGCAAGCGAUGUGAGGAAAAUGGAUGCCAGCUGAAACACCACCCUCUUCUGCACUCAAAGCCGGAAAGAAGGGAUGCCAAGCAGAACAAGGAAGGAGAACAGGCUUCCGGGUCCAAGGUGGCCACCAAUCACCACUUCUCAGGAAAGACCACACUGUUCCGAGUCCUGCCGGUGACGCUGCACGCCAACAAUCGCUCCGUUCAAGUGUACGCCUUCUUGGACGACGGGUCCGAGAGUACGCUGAUUGAAGAGGAAGUAGUCAAGCAGCUGGGAGUCGAAGGCGAACAUCUUCCGCUGUGUCUACAGUGGACGGCGAAUAUGAAGAGGACGGAAGCAGAAUCACAGAGGGUCACGUUGCAGAUUUCUGGUGGAAGAAGCGGUGCGAAGCACACGAUUUCCGAUGUACGAACGGUCAGCAAGCUGGAUCUACCGAGGCAGAGCUUACGGUAUUCGACGCUAGUAGAAGCCCACCCGUACCUGAAAGGACUUCCGGUGGACGACUACGACCGGGCUACGCCGUGCAUUUUGAUCGGCAACGACAACGUGCAUGUCACGGCGACUUUACGGAUCCGAGAAGGGAAACCGGGUGAGCCGGUCGCUGCGAAGACUCGUUUGGGCUGGACGAUCUACGGAACAAAUCCGGACCGACCAGAAAAGCUUGUCCGCACCUUCAACAUCUGCGAAUGUCACAGUGAAGACCCUCUACACGAUCUCGUGGCACGUUUCUUUUCCAUCGAGAGCCUGGGAAUCUCUGCGGUGCCGUGUCCGGAGUCAGAAGAAGUGCAGCGCGCGAACCGAAUCCUGCAAGAGACCACAGCUCGAGUUGGACAGCGUUUCGAGACGGGUCUCCUCUGGAAGUUCGACCACUUCGAGUUCCCGGACAGCUACGGGAUGGCCGUACGGAGACUUCAGUGCCUCGAGCGGCGCAUUCGAAGCGACCCGGUGAUCGGCGAGAGCGUGCUGCGUCAAAUGAACGAGUACCAAGAAAAGGGGUACAUCCACAAGGCCACGGAAGACGAGCUUAAGGAAGCUGACCCGCGGCGCGUAUGGUAUCUCCCUCUCGGAGUCGCGCUCAACCCAAAGAAGCCAUCGAAGGUGCGUAUCUUUUGCGACGCCGCUGCCAAGGUCGACGGGAUAUCGUUAAACACCAUGCUCCUGAAGGGUCCGGAUCUUCUAACCACCCUGCCGGCAGUCCUUUUUGGCUUCCGGGAGCGGCAGAUCGCCCUGUGUGCCGAUAUCAAGGAGAUGUUCCACCAGGUGCAGAUCCGGAAGGAAGAUCGCCACGCGCAGCGACUGCUUUGGCGCGAGAACCCCUCGCUGGAACCGGACAUCUUCUUGAUGGAUGUAGCCACAUUUGGUUCGACGUGCUCACCCUGUUCCGCACAGUUCGUCAAGAACCUAAACGCCGCAGAGCACGCCGAGAAGUUCCCAGCCGCCGCCGAAGCCAUCCAGCGUAAACACUAUGUGGACGACUAUCUCGACAGCGCGGACAACGAAGAGGAAGCGGUGAAAUUAGCUCUGGAGGUCAAACACGUCCACUCCUUGGGCGGGUUCCACCUGCGGAACUGGUUGUCCAACUCCGAAGCGGUUCUCGCACGGGUCGGGGAUAACGAUUCGGCCUCGGAGAAGAAUCUGCAGCUGGACAAGGGAAGCACGACGGAGCGCGUGCUCGGCCUUUAUUGGAAGCAACAGCAGGAUGUGUUUACGUUCUCCUCCGCUCUGGACACGCACGGUGGGCACCCGACGAAGCGACAAUCGUUGAGUACGGUUAUGAGCACGUUCGAUCCGCUGGGAUUCUUGGCUCACUUCACCGUGCGCGGUAAGAUCUUGAUCCAAGCCCUGUGGAGAGCGAAAACGCAAUGGGACCAACGGAUUCCAGACAAGAUGUGCGUGCGUUGGACGCAGUGGACCGACCAGUUUAAGUUUCUGGAACAGAUCCGGAUUCCGCGCUGCUACUUUCCACGGCGCUCGGUCAAGGACAUCAAGACGCUGCAGCUGCACAUUUUCGUGGACGCAAGCGAGGAUGCCUUCUCCUGCGUGGCGUACUUCCGAGCGGAGUUCGAGGACGGUAUCGAGGUGGCGCUGGUCGGCGGGAAAUCCAAAGUGGCACCCCUCAAGGCCCUCUCCAUACCCAGAUUGGAGUUGAUGGCCGCGGUGAUUGGCGUACGGCUGAUGAACACGAUUAUCUUCGGACAUUCCCUACGGAUCGACAAGACCAUCUUCUGGUGCGACUCCAAGACAGUGCUCGCAUGGAUCAACUCGGAUCAUCGCAACUAUCGCCAGUUCGUGGCAUGCCGGGUCGGUGAAAUCAUGUCCAAGACGAUGCCGCAUCAGUGGCGCUGGAUUCCCUCGAAGGAGAAUGUGGCGGACGACGCCACGAAAUGGGGGAAAAGCUUCUGUCUGUCUCCCGACAGUAGAUGGUUCAAAGGCCCAUGGUUUCUCUAUCACCCAGAAGACCAAUGGCCGGUAGACAUCACGCCAAACCUGCAAGAACCGACCGAGGAGCUGCGAGCCUGCCUAGUGCACCGGGAAGCCGUUGCCACGCACAACGUCGAGUGGGAUCGCUUCUCGCAGUGGGUUCGUCUCUUGCGCACGCUCGCUCGCGUGCAUCGGUUUGCUGGGAACCUGCGACGCAAGCUGAAGAAGGAGCAGCUACUGAGCGGACCAUUGAGACAGGAAGAAUUAGCGGCGGCGGAGAACACGAUCUGGCGCUGGGUGCAAAGCGAUGCGUUUCCGGACGAGGUUGCAACACUCGCCGCAGCACGUGCUGGUCCGGAAAAGCGGUUCCAUCUGGAAUCCACGAGCAAGAUUCGAAAGUUAUCGCCAUUUAUGGAUGACGCCGGCGUGGUGCGCAUGGAGAGCAGAAUUGUUGCGGCCGAUUUCGUGCCGUUCGACACUCGGUACCCCAUCAUCAUGCCAAAGGACCACACGGCGACGAAGUUGCUUGUCGACUGGUACCACCGGAAGUAUCUGCACGGAAACUGCGAAACGGUGGUAAACGAGCUGAGACAACGAUUUCACGUGCCGAAUUUGCGGACGGCUGCCCGCAAAGCGAAGAACGACUGCCUGCUGUGCCAGUUGAAAGCGAAGGUUCCGGUCGUCCCGCGGAUGGCUCCACUACCUGCUGCCAGGCUGAAGGCGUUCGAGCGCCCUUUUUCGUACGUGGGCGUCGAUUACUUCGGACCAGUUGCGGUGCGGGUGAACCGCACCACCGCUAAGAGAUGGGUGGCGCUGUUCACAUGUCUGACAACGCGCGCCGUGCACCUGGAGGUCGUCCACUCGCUCUCCGCCGAGUCGUGCAAGAUGUCCUUUCGACGGUUGAUCGCCAGAAGAGGCGCUCCUGUGGAGAUCUACAGCGAUCGUGGCACGAACUUCGUCGGAUCCAGCAACGAGUUGCAGAAGGAGAUGAAAGUCAUCGAGGAGAAGCUCGCCGAAACCUUCACCAACGCGACCACGAAGUGGGUUUUCAACCCGCCGGCCUCCCCUCACAUGGGAGGUGCGUGGGAGAGACUCGUGCGUUCUGUGAAAACGGCGCUGGCAGCAAUGAACACGACGAGGCUGCCCAACGAAGAAACGCUGGCAACGCUGGUGGCCGAAGCUGAGAGCAUCGUGAAUUCGCGGCCGCUGACGUGGAUCCCGUUGGAAGCUGAACAUCAGGAAGCGCUAACACCAAACCAUUUCCUGCUACUGAGCACGAGCGGUGUGGUGCAGACGCAGAAAACGUUGGCCGACUCCAAGGACGCUUGCCGUAAUCAAUGGAACCUGAUGCGGGUGAUGAUCGACCAGUUUUGGCGCAGAUGGGUUCGGGAGUACCUGCCGGACCUGACGCGGCGAACCAAAUGGCACGAGGAAGUGGUUCCAAUCCGAGCUGGUGAUUUAGUGAUUAUCGUGGAAGACACCGUGCGGAAUGGUUGGAUACGGGGACGUGUGGCGGAAGUGGUCGUGGGCCGCGACGGUCGAGUUCGUCAGGCUGUAGUACAGACUUCAACGGGACUGCUGCGACGGCCGAUCGCGAAGCUGGCGAGAUUAGAUGUGGAGAAGUGUGAGGCAGAUCCGGUGAUCCCGGAAGUACCUCACGGGUCGGGGAAUGUUGCGGACGGUAACGCCGUCCCACAGCAAGCGCCGCGUACGACUGCACGAGCGCCGCGACGAUCAGAAGCGCCGCGGUCGGACGAGCUGACAGGAGAUGUCAAGAAUCGGCGAACCUAACCAGCACCGUCAUCAUCGUCGGCAGAUUGUGAAGAGGAAGGAAAAGUUCACGUUUAUUGGGCAGGAAUUUGGAGAAUUUUCUGCAAUUUCUUUAUUAAACUAAGUUAGCUAUUUUUUAUUUUUCCGCAUUUAUUGCCUCAAUUUGUAGUAAGUAACACCAUAAAGAAUGAAAUUUCCUUAACUUAAUUGCCGAACACUUACAGCUUAAAUCUACUCUGAACGCACAGAAGAAGUAGGAAUGGUUAGCACAAACCGUAAUUUGAAGGUUAAUUAAGCGUGAGUAGGAAUUUGCGCAAGAUAUAUGUACCAAACUCAUUUUUUGUACGAUUUGCAGUAAACCAUCCUGCACUGUGAGUUCAAAACUCGAUUGUUGGUUAUAGUUAGGAGUUCGGACCAAAUUUGUAAGUUCGCAUACUUGAAAGCUCUACUUCUCCUACUAAUAAAAAUGAUUAGCUUUUAGCGCAUUCUCAUCCAACCCCCGGAUUUGUCGCUCAAAAGACCCGAAUUACU
Messenger RNA from Culex pipiens pallens (northern house mosquito), 7583 nucleotides. RefSeq lists its product as uncharacterized. The record is from RefSeq and is a predicted model, not a curated record. The coding region runs from base 603 to 7073 and encodes 2156 amino acids. The transcript has 2 exons. Gene Ontology annotation, molecular function: nucleic acid binding. Lineage: Eukaryota; Metazoa; Arthropoda; Insecta; Diptera; Culicidae. Gene Ontology annotation, biological process: DNA integration.